Melanotaenia boesemani (Boeseman's rainbowfish) is the source of this 2318-nucleotide messenger RNA. It is a transcript of the gene gpr68, whose product is annotated as ovarian cancer G-protein coupled receptor 1. NCBI's taxonomy places the organism in Eukaryota, Metazoa, Chordata, Actinopteri, Atheriniformes, Melanotaeniidae. Gene Ontology annotation, molecular function: G protein-coupled receptor activity. Gene Ontology annotation, cellular component: membrane. The transcript is spliced from 7 exons. Bases 256 to 1479 code for a protein of 407 amino acids. Gene Ontology annotation, biological process: cellular response to pH; G protein-coupled receptor signaling pathway. The record is from RefSeq and is a predicted model, not a curated record.
GCACAAUCUGCGCUUUUUUUAACGCACGCGCUCUGCAAUGCGUGUGGGCGCGGGCGGUGCGUCGGGAGCGGGGACACGCGGCGCGGGCGCUCAGUUUGAUGCGGACUGCCGGAGCGGAGCGACUCGCGGCCAAAUGACUCCCGGAUGAGACCUUCAUCCUCCACCAGAUGAGACGCAGAGACCUCCAUCCAACAUGAAGAUUUCUGUGUGUGUGGUCAUAUCGCGUCAUGCUUAGGAUGCAGUAGUACGAGCACGAUGGUGUCCAACAUGUCUGAGGAUGUGAUAAACUGCAACAUCAGCCAUGAAAUCCAUCAGUACCUCUUCUCCUGUGUCUACAUCCUGGUGUUGUUGGUUGGUGUUCCGGCCAACAUGUACUCUCUGUACCACGCUGCUCUACAGCUGAAGCAGAAGAACGAGCUGGGGGUGUAUUUGCUGAACCUCACCGUGUCGGAUCUGUUGUACCAAGCUUCUUUACCGCUGUGGCUGCAGUACAUCUUUCAGGGCGAUAACUGGAGUCACAGAGAAUGGUUGUGCCAGCUCUGUGGUUUCCUGCUCUAUGAGAACAUUUACAUCAGCAUCGGCUUUCUGUGCUGCAUCAGUCUCGACCGCUACCUGGCUGUGGUCCAUCCUCUGAGGUUCACCUCUCUCCGCUCUAUGAGAGCUGCUUGGCUCGUCAGCGCCCUCAUCUGGCUGAAGGAGAUAGCAGUCGGUGUCGUUUUCUUCCACCAUAAAGAGCUGAGCCGAGAUGGCAAUAACCAGUCGGUGUGCUUCGAGCACUACCCCAUGCAGCCAUGGGAAUACCCGAUCAACUAUUACCGCUUCUUUGUAGGCUUCAUAUUCCCGCUGGCCAUCCUUUCGAUCAGCUACCUGUGCGUUCUUCGAGCGGUGGGUCGGAGCGCGGGGACGCAGCCGGACCAGAAGAUGAGGAUCAGACAGUUAGUCAGCAGUACCAUCCUCAUCUUCCUCGUCUGCUUCUCCCCCUACCACAUCUUCCUGCUGAUUCGCACCAUGCUGGAGCGGGACUGCACCUUCAUAGAAAGAAUAUUUAACUACUACCACCUGUCGCUGCUGCUCACCACCCUGAACUGCGUGGCCGACCCGGCGCUCUACUGCUUCGUCAGCGAGAGCGCCCGCCGCGGCCUGUACAGAGCCUUCAUCCGCCCCGUUGCCAGGAUGCUCUGCUGCUGCUGUCGCCGUGGCAACGCCAGCCCCAGCAACCCGGCCAACGACUCUCACGAGGUGGCCACCGACGAGAACAACGCCCACCCGACGGUGACGCUGCUCACGCACACGAGCACGCACAACGUGAACUCAGACGCUGCCUCCAAAAACACGACUGUAAUCACGCAGACUGGCAGGAAAACGGUCAUCCCGUUAAUCGCACAAAACAACAAACACAAGUCCAGCUGUUUGACAGCUGUGGAGGAGCAGCGGCAAACGACGGAGAGGACUGACGUGGCCGAGACGAACGCCUGCUGAAGGUCUCAGGACCAGACAGGAACCUCAGACAAGUGACAGAAAAUACACAAAACGCGAACAAACUGACAGCAAACGUGGCAGCAACGCUCCCCUCGAGCAGCGUUUACAUGAUUAGUGUUCAUUAUGAGGACAACUUGAAGCUGAUACGGAAACUGUUCACAUUUCCGGUUUGUACGCGCGGGAGCAGGAAGAAAGAUGACGAUGCAACAGGAAGUUAGCGCCAGAAACAAACUCGUGGUACCUUUAAUAAAAACCUAAGUGCUUACGAUUAUGGUUCAUGAAUCCCAAACUAACGUGUUGUUAUGGUGGCUGUGAGGUGACAAACAAAACAACAAAAUCAAUAUUUUUAGAAAAGGCAAGAGAGAAAACAAAACUGCAAACUGUCUGAAGGAAAAGUGGCAUUUUCAGGAAACAUGUUUAUUUAUUGUUUUGGGUUUUUUUUUAUUUAAAUGAAAUGCCAAUGUUUUGUGUGUUUUCUCUUAUUUUCUGAUUUGUUGCUGUAAUUAAAUUUUGGUUCUUUUGUUAUGUUUCGUACCUCAGCUUCUCUGAACUUUGUUGGUCAGUUAUAAAUCAUUAAUAAUGGGAUGAUGUGCUACAUUUCUGUCCAUGUGAACACAGAAACAACCUCAUAGGCAUGCAAGGAAACCCUUAUUUUUUAUGGAUGCAACCACAUUGGAAAAAUGUUUACAAAUAAAUGUUGAGCUGCACAUAAAGCUCUAAAACUUUUAACUUCAUAUUCAUCCUACACUCCCCACCCACAUCAUCAAGUCCACCAACUAGUAAUGGGUUGGACCCCUUUUUCCUCCAGAACUGCCUUCAUUUUUGGUGUGAUAGAUGGA